CAUAAAAACGACCCCGACGGGGCAGAAGGGACGACCUUCCGCCCGGGGACAGGACUCCACACACAUACCCUACAUUAAAGGACGAGCCUUUUCAGACUGAGAGUUCACAAGUGAAGUAUUGUAGAUACAAGUAGUACUUGCCAGCUUAAAAUCUGCGUUGUGUUGUAGCUCGGUUAGCUAGCCUGGCUAACUUAAAUAACUAACGUAGCUAAAGUUCGUUGCUAAGUGGGUGUUGCAAAGGGGCCGUUGCUAAGUGGUGGCUAGCUAGCAAGCUAACGUUUGCUAUUUAGGGUUUUAUUUCUUUACACCCACCCUGGUGUCUGUCGCUGGUCAGCUUCAGCCGGUGGUCCGUCAUGGCAAAGUGGGGACAGGGAGACCCACGCUGGAUCGUGGAGGAAAGAGCAGAUGCUACAAAUGUUAACAACUGGCACUGGACUGAGCGUGAUGCCACAAACUGGUCACAGGAAGUAUUGAAUGAGCUUCUGCUGAGGGUUCGUGUGGAGGGUGAGGAUGGUGUCUGCCAAAUCACAGAUGUCAGCACAAUCAAAGGAGAGGCUUCCAUUAACAACCGCAAGGGGAAACUCAUCUUCUUCUAUGAAUGGAACAUUAAAGCCUCAUGGACUGGAACCUCGAAAAAUGGAAUUAAGUACAAGGGAAAUAUAGAAGUAGUAAACCUCUCAGAUGAAAAUGACAUGGAUGACCUGGAUAUCUGCAUUACAGCGUGUAAAGACCAGCCACCCACACCUUUGACCACCUUCAUGAAAAAGGAGGGAGAGAAGGAAAUUAAAUUGGCUUUGGCAAGCUAUGUUUCUCACCUGAAAGAAUUCGCCCAAGGUAUGAUUCUACCAACUGCUAACGGUUUUGAUAAAGUGCAACAGCAUGCACAGAAAAAAGUCAAAAUGGAUAAAACUCAGAUUGGCUCUGAAUCUUCAACCAAAGCUUCAAGCUCUGGAGUGAAAAUCCCUACAGUCAAGUUCAGUUUGAAAGAGACCUUCUUGACCUCACCAGAAGAGCUUUACAGAGUUUUCCUUAACCAAGAGAUGGUUCAGGCGUUCACACACAUCACUGCCCUUGUAGAAGCAGACAGAGGAGGCAAGUUUCGGCUGCUGGAGGGAAAUGUUUAUGGAGAGUUUGCAGAACUGGUCCCAGACGAGAAGAUUGUGAUGAGGUGGAGAUUUGCAACAUGGCCUGCUGGACACUACUCAGUUGUCACACUGAACUUCAUUGACCGGGGAGGUGAGACAGAAUUGACUCUGGAAGCUAAAGGUGUUCCCACCAGUGAGGAAGAGAGAAUGAAGGAGGGCUGGCAGAGAUACUACUUUGAUGCCAUUAAACAGACAUUUGGUUACGGGGCCCGAAUCUUUUGAAGCAAAUUGUCCCUCUACCCUAUAUCAACCUCCUAGCAAUAAUACAGUGAAAAGCUGUAUGCCAGAUCUCCUGUGUGCAUAUGAAAUACUUGCUCAUUUGCAAGUUGACCAAUAUGUGUGCCUUCUUCCAGAAUGUAAACAGAGUCUUCACAUGUUGCAACAGCACAUGUACGUUGUUUCUAUGUGUGAAACUGCUACACAUAGAUUACUGAAAAUAUAUAACUCAACUGUAUUUAUAUUGACACAACCUUUGAUUGUCACUUUUAUUUUGUACAUAAAUAAAUAAUACACAGAAA
This is a messenger RNA of Pygocentrus nattereri (red-bellied piranha), 1663 nucleotides long. It is a transcript of the gene ahsa1a, whose product is annotated as AHA1, activator of heat shock protein ATPase homolog 1a. Gene Ontology annotation, cellular component: cytosol. Lineage: Eukaryota; Metazoa; Chordata; Actinopteri; Characiformes; Serrasalmidae. The transcript has 9 exons. Gene Ontology annotation, biological process: positive regulation of ATP-dependent activity; protein folding. Gene Ontology annotation, molecular function: ATPase activator activity; protein-folding chaperone binding. The record is from RefSeq and is a predicted model, not a curated record. Bases 354 to 1367 code for a protein of 337 amino acids.